UAAAUUCAUUUGUUUUGGGUGUUGUUUUACAUAUGGAUGUAUGAUUAUUCUAGCACCAUUUAUUGAAAAGACUGUCUUUUCCUCCAAAGAAUUGUGUUGGCAUCUUUGUCCACAAUGAAUUAAAUAUAAAUGUAAGGUUUUAUUUCCGAGUUCUCUAUUCUGUUCCAUUCAUCUUUAUGUCUGUCUUUAUGCGAAUACCACACUGUCCUGAUUUCUUUGUAGCUCUAUAGUGAGUUUUGAAAUCAAGACGUCUGUUAAGACCGCCAACUCUGUUCUUUCUCCAAGUUGUUUUGGCUAUUCUGGGUCUUCGGAUUUUCACAUACAUUUUAGGUUCAGUUUGUCACUUUCACAAUGCUGCUGUUUUGAUAGGGAUUGUGUUAUAUCUAUAGAUUAAUUUGGAAGCAAUUCCCAUCUCCACUUAUUUAAAUCUUUAAUUUUUUCUCAACAAUGGUUUGUCAUUUCAGUGUACAGGUCUUUUUUUAAAUUUAUUCUUGAGAAAUCAACUCAGUGGCAGUGGGUUUUGGUUUAUUCCUUUUUAAAAAAUAUUGUGGAUGCAUAUGUUCUCUCAAUUUUGCUUUCAGAUUUUUGGUUGCUGAUAUAUAGAAAUACACUUGACUUUAUUAAUCUGGUAUUCUCCAAGCUUGCUAAACCUGCUUAUUAGUUCUAGUAGUUUUUUGAGCAAUUUCUUAGGAUUCCUGACAUUGUGUGUGUGUGUGUGUGUGUGCGUAUAUAUGUCAUCUGCAAAUUAAGGCAUUUUAUGAUGAUGAUUGUUAUGGAUUGAAUCCUGUCCCCUAAAAUUUUGUGUUGUAAAUCCUAGCCUCUAUGUUUUUUUUUGUAGUUAUAAUCCCAUUUGGGAAUGGGUGGUCUUUGUUAUGUUAAUUAGGCAGGGUUACUGUAGGUUUGUCUUGAGUCAUUGUCUUUUGAGAUGUAAAAGAGUUUAAACGAGCAAAACCUUCAGGCUGAGAUGGGGAAAGAUAGAUGUCAAGCCACAUGGAGAUCUCCAAGGAGCCAGGAAGCUAGCUGAAGAGACAAGGAUCUUUUCCUGGAGCUAACAGAGAUAAAAAAAAAAAAAAAAAAAAAACAGAGAUAAAGCCUUCCCCUAGAGCUGCGCCCUGAAUUUGGACUUCGCACCUCCUAAACUGUGAGAAAAUGAAUUUCUGUCUGUUAAAGCCAUCCACUUGUGGCAUUUCCUUUAUAAAAAAAUUAUAGCUGCAUUAAACUAAGACGACGAUAAUGUCGGAAACUCUAGCAAGAGCUGUUCUUCUCCUCUCUUCUCCCUUUUUUUUUUUUUAAAAUCUGUAUGCUAUUAAGUUCUUGUUCUUGCCUUAUUCAGGACAAUGCUUUGUUAUCCAUCUUACUGAGAAAGUAUUCAGUUUCUUACUGUUAGGUGUGAUGCUGGCUGCAGGUGCUUUGUACAUACUCUUUAUCAGGUGGAGGGAAUUUCCCUUAUUUUCCUAGUUUUUAGAGAAUUUCUUGAGUGUUCGAUUUUGUCAAAUGCUUUUUCUGUAUCUGUUAACAUGAUCAUGUGUUUUUUUUUUUCCCUUUAUUAAUAUGGUAUAUUACAUUAAUAGAUUUUUUUUUUGGAUGCUAAACCGACUGUGCAUUCCUGGGAUAAAUCCCACGUGGUCAUGGUGUAUAAUUAUUUUUACAUGUUGCUAGAUUCAGUUUCUUAAUAUUUUAUUAAAGAUUUUUGCAUCUGUGUUCAUGACAUUUUCUUGUCUCGUUAUGUCUUAUUUGUAGCUUUGAUGUCAGGGUGAUAGUAGCCUCAUAGAGUGAGUUUAGGAAGUUUUCGGUCUUAUAUUUUUGGGAACAGAUUGUGUAGGAUUGGUAUUGUCUUCCUUAAAUUAUUGUUAGAAUUCAUAAGUGAAGCCAUUUGGAUAUGAUCUUCUAUUUGUGGCAAGAUUUUCAAUUAUUCAGUUUUUUUUUUGUUUUUUUUUUACUUGUUAUAAAUCUAUUUAGGUUUUCUAUUUAUUUUUUAGUCAAUUUUGGUAAUUUGUGUCUUCCUGGAAAUUAUCCAUCUCAUUUUAGUUGACUCAUCUGUUGGCAUAAAGUUGUUCUUGACAUUCUCUCAUAAUUUCUCAUUUAUGUAGGUUCUGUUUCAUUUCUGACUUCAUUUUGUAUCUUCUGUUUUCCUGGUCUGUCUAGGUAAAGGUUUUUCAAUUCCGUUGAUCUUUUUUAAGAACCGAUUUGUAUUAAUUGAUUUUUCUCUCUCUUCCCCCCCCCCUUCUUUUUCAUUGAUUUCUGUUGUUGUUAGGUGCCAUCGAGUUGAUUUUGACUCAUAGUGACCCCAUGUGACAGAGUAGAACUGUCGCACAGGGUUUUCCAGGCUGUAAUCUUUAUGGAAGCAGAUUGCCAGGUCUUUCUCCUACAGAGCUGUUGGGUGGGUUCAAACUGCCAACCUUUUGGUUAUCAGCCUAGUACUUAACUUUUGCACCACCAGGACUUCAUUGAUCUCUACUGUGAUGUUUGAUUUGAUUCGGCUGCUAACCAAAAGGUCAGCAGUUCGAAUCCACCAGCUGCUCCUUGGAAACUCUGCAGGGCAAUUCUACUCUCUCCUAUAGGGUACAUAUGAGUCAGGAUCAAUUCGAAGGCAACAGGUUUGGUUAUGGCUAAUGGGUAAUGGCUAAUGAUGUUGAGCAUCUUUUCAUGUAUUUACUUGUUGGCCAUUUGAAUAUCCUCUUUGGUGAAAAUGUCUGUUCAAGUCUUUUUCCUAUUUUUUGAUUGGGUGGUUUUUCUUUUUGCUGUUAAGUUGAGGAAGUUUUUAAGAAAUUUCUGGAUAGAUCCUAUCAGUAUAUGGUUUGCAAACAUUUUCUCGCAGUUUGUCAGUUGUCUUUUCACUUUUUUGAUAAAGUCCUUUGGUGAAGAAAAAUAUUUUUUAUAAGGUCCCAUUUACCUGUUUUGCCUUUUGUCGCUUGGGUGUUUUUGUUGGCAUACACUGUAACCAUUUUUAAGUGUACAUUUCAGUGGUGUUAAUUACAUUCCCAAUGUUGCACAACCAUCACCAAGGAUGCCUCUAGUUUUAUUUUUAUGAGAUUACUAUUGAGGCUGAGUCUAUUUAAUAUGUUUCUGGUUGUUGAGGUAGCUAGCCUCCAAGAUGGACUUCAGUGAUUCCCACCUCCUGGUAUUUAUACCCUUGUGUAGUCUCCUCCAACACUGUAAUAGAGUUGGUCUGUGUGACCAGUAGCAUAUGACAGAUGUGAUGGCAUGUCACUUCUGAGAUUAGAUUAUUCAAUUAGAUUGUAAAAGAUAUGGGACACACUGUCUCAGGUUACUUUUUCUGGGGGAAGCCAGCUGCCAUGUCAUGAGGAUACUCAGCCUAUGGAGAAGUCAACAUAGUGAAGAAUGGAAACUUCCAGGUGAUACCCAGUAAAGAACUGAGACUUAAUAACAAUUACAUGUGAGUCAACUUGGAGGGGAUUCUCCAGCCCCCGUCAAGCUAUGAGAAGACUACAGUCCUGGCUGACAGCUUGACUGUAACCUCGUGAGAGACCCUUAGCUGAACCACUCAGCAAAGCCACUCCUGGAUUCCUGACCUUCAGAAACUGUCCAACAAAUGGAAUCUUCUUGAGCAUGUUUCUCAUUGUUUUGCCAUUGGAAUCCAUGGCUCAUGGGCUCUUCCAUGAACUCGGUAACUGUUUAGGAGGAACAUCUGUUGGAUAUGCAAUUGUGAUUCCCACCAACUUCUGCAGUCCUGAUGGUCAACCAACACUUCUUCCACCAGAACAUGUUCAAGAGUUAAAUCUCAGGUCUACUGGCAUGCUCAAUGCUAUCCAAAGAUUUUUUGCUUAUCAUAUGAUUGAGACCUAUGGAUGUGACUAUUCCACAAGCGGACUGUCUUUUGAUACUCUACAUUCCAAGCUGAAAGCUUUCCUUGAACUUCGGACUAUGGAUGGACCUAGACACGAUACCUAUGUUUUAUAUUACAGUGGGCAUACCCAUGGCACGGGAGAGUGGGCUCUCGCAGGUGGAGACAUACUACGCCUUGACACACUUUUAGAAUGGUGGCGAGAAAAGAAUGGCUCCUUCUGUUCCCGACUUAUUAUUGUAUUAGAUAGUGAGAAUUCAACCCCAUGGGUCAAAGAAGUGAGAAAAAUUAAUGACCAGUAUAUUGCAGUGCAAGGAGCAGAGAUGACAAAGACAGUAGAUAUUGAAGAAGCUGACCCACCACAGCUAGGUGACUUCACAAAAGACUGGGUGGAAUAUAACUGCAACUCCAGUAAUAACAUCUGCUGGACUGAAAAAGGCCGCACAGUGAAAGCAGUGUACGGUGUAUCAAAGCGGUGGAGUGACUACACUCUGCACUUGCCGACAGGAAGUGAUGUGGCCAAGCACUGGAUGUUGCACUUUCCUCGUGUUACAUAUCCACUCGUGCAUUUGGCAAAUUGGUUGUGUGGCCUGAACCUUUUUUGGAUUUGCAAAGCUUGUUUUAGGUGCUUGAAAAGAUUAAAAAUGAGUUGGUUUCUUCCUACUGUGCUGGACACAGGACAAGGCUUCAAGCUUGUCAAAUCUUAAUUUGGAGCCCGGAGUAGAAUAUUACUGAGAGUUCAUACUAUCACUUAUCACCAACUUGCCAUUUUUUGUAUGCUAUAUUUUUAUUUGUGGAAAAUAUCUUGCUACUUUUGUAGCUCCUCUCACUUUGUCUUUUUUCAGGUAAUUAUGAUAUAUGAAAGGUAUUGGGAAUAAGCAUUAUUUUAUACUAAAAGUGUGUAAGGAGUUAUAAAUGCUGAUUCUGUGUGUAUGCAUAAAAGAUGUUAAAAUAACAAUGCACUUUGACAAAUGUUUGCAUAUGUCUCAGAUUUGAAAAACAAACAAAACAGACAAACAAGAAAAACCCCAGUUGUUUAUGCACUGCAGCGGCUAAUGAAUUACUAAUGCCUUUUUUUUUAAAGGCAUAGAUAAGAAAAUGUAGACCAGACAAUCUAUUAUUAUGAGGAAACUACCCAUUUGCUUACUGAAGAGUCUUUUUGAUAAACAGCAGGUUUGAGUCCAAGACCAUUUAAAGAACUACAAACUCUUUUUCUUAGAAAAGGAAAAAGGAAGAGGCCUUUCCAAAAUGAAUGUGUAACUUGCUUGUAGUCAGCCGCAUUCAGAUGUCUUGGUGGCGACCUAUUACCGGUAGAGCAGAGAAGCCCAGAUUACUUUUAUAGAUCAAAUCAUUUUUCAUGUAGCUAAGUGUAAGAGGCUAGAGCCUACAAGUUACUUCUUUGUUCAUUGUUGGGAGCCUCUGAAAGCACUGGUAGUUUUAUGAGUCUUUCUCAGGGUAACGUAAUAUUUUCUUAAUGAAAAAUGUUUCCAGCUAUAAAUUCCUUCCAAAUAAAUUGUCUUCCUUUUCAAAAAGUACUCUUAAAAAAGAAAUUUAGCGAUUUCUCAUUGGCUGAUCCAGGCAAUUUUAAGCAUUCAGAAAGGAUUUUGAUCUCUAUAGAGUUCAUGUUCUUCCAUGAAAAUUAUUUUCCAAAUUCCAUCAGCGAUAACAUUUAUCUUACUUAAGGUCAAGGAAUAGGAAACAGGUUAUUUUUUUCCUUGUAUACUUGUAUUAUGUAAAAAAAAAAAAAAAGUAUUCAGUAUUAGCAAUUUUAGUUAAGCAUAAUGGUGUGGUUAUAAUUUUUAAAACUUAAUUCAGUGUUUUGUCUGAUUAAAGCAGGCACUGAUCAGUGUAUCUCCUAAGAUGUAAUUUACCUCCUGUUUCUUGCCAAUAAUCUUUACAUUCUGGAUUUUCAUCUUUGAGAAAUAAGAGGAAUAGAAUUAAAUUUGGGGAUAUUCUAGUAUUUGUUGUUUAAAUAGUGUGACUUCUUACCAUUGAAGCCAUUUUGCAGCCUCAGAGAGAGGAAGUAAUGCCUCUAUUAUUUUCUGCCUGGUGACUUGAAAAUUGAAGUUUUAGUUAGGAAGAAGUUGCUUAGCAUCAGGGAACUUGUAUACCACUAUCUAUGCACCAUUGUUAUAGUCUGAUUAAUCCUGUGUUUUGAAUAUGACUUUCCUAAACCCUUGAAUAAAGUUUUGGUAAAAAUUAGUUCUUCAUUUAAUGUACAAAUAAGUUACUGAAUAUUUUAGUAUAAUAAAAAUGAUAGUCAUUAAAAAAUGCCCUUGUUUUAGAAAAGUUCAUGCUUGGUGGCAGGUUGGUUGGAAGAUUUCCAGUAUUUGGUUAAGUAUUUUAUAUCAACAUCGUCCAAAAAAUGAAAUAGUACAAAAGCUAAGUGUUAAAAUGAUGAGCUUAUAGCUCCAAAAAGAGUUAAAUUUCUACUAAGCAAAAUCUCCUUUUAAAUUUCUCUCUGAGCCAAUAUUGAGCAAAUUAGCUUUAACUAAAGCAUUUUUUAAAGCAUAUCCCUUUGCUCUGAGAAAGCCAAAUAUAAAAGUAAAUUCUGUAUUCUUUAUGAAGUAGUAAUAUUAAGCUGAUACUAAAAAUCACAUUUCAAAAAGGUAACAUACAGUUUUAAAGCCACAAAGCAAACUUUCUGUUGAAUAUUUUCUGUUAAAGUAUAACCAAAAAGAGUCUUUGGGCUAAAAAUGUGACUUGAGCCAGUUUAUUAACCAAGAAGUUAUAGAAUAUCCAUUUUGAUGAAGUCUACAAAAACAAACAAAAAAUAAAUAAAACUAUAAAUUACUUUUGAGGAUGGGAAAGCUCAAUGGAAGAAAGUAUCCUAAGAUGCCGAUUUUAGAUCAUUAAAGUAACUGAUAGUGUGGAGAAGGAAAAUUACAAGAAGGAUAAAAUGAUUGGUUACUUUCACCUAACGAAAAAACUAGGCCUGACCAUUAGUGAGACGAAUUUUCCCAUGGCUUUCAUCUGACAUGUCAUAUAUUUAGGAAGGAGUUAUUUGGAAUGAGAGGAAUUAUUUUAGAAUAAAACUUUGAUCAUUCCACUAAGAAGAAAUAGGUAACAUGGAGAUAUUUUUCAACACGAUGUUGUCUUUGUUUCUUUAUGUGUUACCUUGCUAAAACCACAAAAGCACUAGCCCCUAAAAACAUCUUUUAAGAAAGUGUACACUGUUAAGUGAUAAAUUUUUCUCACCGUGACUUUUCAGUUAUGCAAUUAUUUAAUUCAAAAUAUGGUUUUGCUCUGAUUUAACCUCUCCCUGGGGAUUUCUCCAUAGCUUUCUGUUUUGCUCUUAAUAAACACAGAAUUCUAUGGAAAAGACCUUUUUCAGAAGACCACUUUUAUGACCAGUGUUUUCAUAUGUUGUAUGCCUUUAAAAAUUAACAUUGUUAAUUAAAAAGCAUUUAUAAUUAAUGCAUUAGUGGAUAGAUUUUUGCUUUAGGUAAAAUCAGCAUUAGAAUCUAUUUGUAACUAUGUAUAUUUUGUUUGUAAUUUUUUUGCUUAAAUGUAUGCUGUUUUGGGUGCUGCGUUUUUAUAUGUAUCCUUUCACAUUUAGAACUUGUUCUUUUUUGAAGUAAUGUUCUACACUACUUUUCCACAGGUGGCGUGAUAGUUAAUAUAUAUAUAUGUCAGAGGAAAAUGGUUUAAUUUUAAGAAUGUGAUUAAGUAUAUUUGAUACUAAAUGCUCAAAGAAGUUACAUUUGUGGGUACUUUUGAAUGCUUCCUUUAUUGUAAGCUACUAGGCUUUUUGGGCAGAGGCUUAUACAUUUUUAUAUUUCUGGUACACAGUUACCCAGAAAAAUGCUCUGCCUUUAUAGGAGGCAUUUAAUGAAUAUUUUUGACCAGAUGAAUGAGUUUAGAAUCCUAAGGAGAAAUGGGAAUAACUUGAUUGUAAAUUAUUCCAUCUUCUUUACAAUGUUACUUAAAUGGAUAUUAUUUCAAGAUCCUUGUUAAGCCUGUAAUUUAGUAAAGAAUAUUAUAGAACCAAACCAAAACCAAACCCGUUGCUGUCAAGUCGAUUCUGACUCAUAGCGACCGUAUAGGACAGCGUAAAAUUGCCCCAUUGGGUUUCCAAGGAGUGGCUGGUGGAUUCAAACUGCUGCCUUUUUAGUUAGCUGAGCUUUUAGCCACUGCGCCACCAGGGUUCCAUUACAGAAUCAGUGAAAGGAAAACAACAGAUCUCAUAUUUGUAGUUAAGAGUUGUUAAAUGUCAGAAUUAAAAAACCAAACCAGUUGCCAUCGAGUCAAUUCUGACUCAUAGUGACGCUAUAGGACAGUAGAACUGCCCCCUAGGGUUUUCUAAGCAGUAAUCUUUACUACGGAAGCAGGUCACCAGGUCUUUUCUCCUGCAGAGCUGGUGGUAGGUUUGAACCACCAACCUUUUGGUUAGUAGCCACUGUGCCACCAGGGUUCCUUGUGUCAGGAUUAGGGUGCAGAAAAAGUAUCAGACCGGUUUGAAUGCAAAUACAGCUGAUGUCACCAAAAAAUGACUUUGUGGGUGAGUCUAUAAACCCUCAUUCUCAUCGUGACUUUUAAAUGAUUAAGAUUGAAUCUUUCAUUUUCCCAUUAUUAGAAACAUCUAGACAGAUUGGAGAUGUGUCACAAAUGAAAAUUAUUUAAAAAAGGAAGUGUGACUCAUGAACAAAGAAGGAAUUUGGCUAUGCAUAUCAAUGACAACCAAAUUGUCAGGUCAGAAAAAUAGGCCUGUAAACAUAUGCAUGUUAAGGACAAGCUAGUAAGUAUUUCAUUUUUGGAGUAUCUUCCCUGUUCUACUUGCAAUAGAUAGAGAUAAAGUAUGAAUCUAAAAUACAAGCAAUAGCAUUGUUUUGGGCAACCAUUUUAUUGAUUAAAGAAGUUUAUGUUUAUUAGGAAAUACUACAUACACCAAAGGUGAUUAGAAAUGGAAAACUUUAGGACACCACAAAGUUUUCUUUUUUUAUAUCUAAUAUAUGAAAGCCAUUUUUGCUUGAUUAAGAAAACAAUUCAUCAGAUUGACCCAUCUUGUGCGAUGCCUGUACAAUAUUUAGAUACUUUUUUUAUAAUUACGAACCUAAAGUAAUGAGAAGUGGAUAGUUUUGGCAAGCUUUGAUUUGUUUUUUGGUUUGGACCUGCUUAUCCCAAGUCAAAGAUUUUUAGCGGUGUGGCAGGGAUAAGUGAGGAACGUGGCAUAUCUUCCUAGACCAGCAAUGUUUACUCCAUCUUAAGUAAAAAUAUUUUUAUAUUAAAAAAACACAUACCAGUGUAUCCAUGAGUACUAUGCAAAAUUUGCGUUAAUUUUUAAUAUAAACCACAAGAAUUCAUAGCAGUUUUAGUCUUGCAGUGAAUUAUUUCUGUUUUAGUCUCCUCACCCCAGAACACUGCAGGUUCUUUGGACACAAUUUGGAUAUUAACGACGCUUCAUGCAGGAUGUUUUUAAAAAAGAAAUCCUUUGUUUUAUGGCUUGGAAUUCGGAUAGCACAAUAAAUUUUCUCUAAACAAAUCACUUUAUCCAUAUAUACAUAUGUAUAUAUGAGUCGGAAUCGACUCAACAGCAGUGGGUAUGUAUAUAUGUGGAAAUUUAGAAUGGUGCCAUUUUAAUGCAAUUUUUUUCUUUCCUUUUUUUAAAAAUUAUUGUGCUUUAAGUGAAAGUUUACAAAUCAAGUCAGUCUCUCACAUAUAAACUUAUAUACACCUUACUACAUACUCCCACUUACUCUCCCCCUAAUGAGUCAGCCCGCUCCCUUGCAAUUUUAUAAGAGAUAUUUGUAGGUUCUUUGGAGUCCUUAUACAUAUUGAUUUCUUGUUCUAAAUGACUGGUAUUUGUAAGGGAAAUGGGGUGGGGAUUUUAAUUUGUAAUCCCACAUCCACAGGCUCUCCCUUCUUUCCUACCUAACAAAAAAGAUACUCCUCUUUCUGUCGAAACUUUAGAUCCCUUUCUUCCUUUCCACAUAAAACAAUUUAUCAAUAACAAUAAAAAUGACAAUGACUAUCAUCUACUGAGUGUUUACUGUGUUCUAGACACUGUGCUAAACACUUCUAUAUACAUAAUUUCAUUAAAUCUUCACAGCCACCUUCUAAUGUAGAUUUAUGAAUAAGGAAACAGAGGCAGUGAACUUAAGUAACUUUCCCAAAAUUACACAGCUAUAUCUAAGAAAUUGGGUCUGUAACUCAGCUCUGACUCCAGACCUAACCAUUACCAUCUAUCAAUUUUGUGUCAUCAACACCUCUAAUGGCACUUUCCCCUUGGAAUACAGUAUGAAUGUUCUCAAGGCUUUUCGGUAGUAAAGAAAUUCUCCCUCGAUCUUACAACAGAGCUUCACUUUUUUGUUCAUAGCCAAGUUACAUUAAAGAAUAAAUAUUCUACACCUAGUCUACAAUUCCUCAGCUUCCAUUUUAUAUCUUGUAUCCAUGGCAAUCUGGGUUCCACCCAUGGUGCUCCACUGACUGCGUCCUGACCAAAUCACCAAUGACCUCCAUAUUGAUAAAUGGAUAUCUUGAUCUCUGGGGCAUUAACCAUUUCCUUUCUCCAGUUUCUCUAUCCUUGGCUUCUGUAAUGCUACUCUUGGUUUUCCUGCUACUUCUCUGGACAUGCUUUUGCUUGCCACACCUUUCUCUACUUAAGGAAUUUUGGUUUUUCCCAUCCCCAGACUCAGCUCAUUCCAUUACCUGCUUUCAGUUACCUCUUUCACACCUCGGAUUUGAAGUAUAUUCACUGAUGACUCUCAAAUUUCUGUCUCCGGCCCAGAUGUCUCUGGCAGUCCAGGUACGUGUACUCAGUUAUAUAGUGAACAUCUCCACUUGAAUUUUUCCCAGGCUCCUCAAACUCAAGUGCAAAUCAGAGCCCCAGCAUCUUAAUCUCCAAUUUGCUUCAUUCUUUCUAUUACUGCCCCCACUUUAUUACCCAAAGCAAAAAAGUCUGCUUCAUCCUUGACCUUCCCCCUUUCUCAUUACACAUACAUACCCUAUUAGCCUCCAAGCCCUACCAAUUGUAUUUUCUAGUAUUUCAUGUAGCCACCCCCUUGACUACAUUCUCACUGCCUCUGUCGUACAAAGGACUUCAUUUCUUUCAACCAGUAGUUAUUGUUAUAGACCCUUAACUGGUCUCUUUUUCUCCUGUCUCGUGUCUGUUUCAAAAUAACCUCCAUGUUUUUGCCAGAACAAUCUAUACUCCCUAUCACCAUAAAGGAUAGAUUCAUUACGUUAGCACAUUAGGCCUCCCUUUAUGGUCUGGCAGUUUUCAACAUCUCUAGGCUCAUUUCUUGCCAUUCCUCAUCCCAAUCAUCCUCUGUCCUGAUAUUUAAAAUCACUUCCAAAUCCCUGAAAAUGUCACGUUAUUGUUAUUUCUUUUUUUGUCAUGUUAUUUUUAAGAACAGUUCCACGUAGGUUGGGAACAUACUGGUCUCUAAGCACAUCAGUCACAGGUGAAGCAGAGCUUGGCUGGGUGAACAGACAGUGCUGGUGUCAUAAAGCUGGCAUGAAGAAGGGGACAUGAUAUAUAUGGGUCAUAGAUUUGCAUUCACAUGAGAUGCCCAGAGAAGAGGAGAAGCAUAAACAGUGAUUAACAGAUAUAACAGCUUGAGUGAGUUGAGUUUUUGUGUCAUUGGUCCCCACGACAUCAUGUUUGGAAUGGGAGGGUCAUGGCAGGUAGAGUGGAGAGCAUUAGAUCUUGUGGACAGCUAGGUCUGGAGGACUAGGACGUGGUCCACAAGGCCAUGCAGCAUUGCCAAGUCUCCUUUAAAUCCAGAGGCAGGAACUUGACAAUCUGAGCUCUACUAGUAAAUAGAACAGUGCUGCUUGGACACCAUAUAUGAAGAAAACAAGAGGUCAUUAAAAAGAUGGGAAAGAAAAAAAAAGACCAAAAUGGAUGUCAGAAGAGACUGAAACUUGCUCCUGGAUGUCAAGCUAAAGCGAAAGGAAGAAACAAAGUAAAAGAACUGAACAGAAGGUUUCAAAGGGCAGCUUGAGAAGAUAAAAGUAUGAUGAAAUGUGCAAAGACCUGGAGUUAGAGAGCCAAAAGGGAAGAACACAUUUGGCAUUUCUCAAGCUGAAAGAACUGAAGAGGAAAAUCAAGCCUCUAGUUGCAAUUUUGAAGGAUUCUAUGGGCAAAAUAGUGAACGAUGCAGGAAACAUGAAAAGAAGAUGGAAUACACAAAGUCACUGUACCAAAAAGAAUUGGUCAGCGUUCAACCAUUUCAGGAGGCAGCAUAUGAUUAAGAACUGAUGAUAUUGAAGGAAAAUCCAAGCUGCACUGAAGGCAUUGAUGAAAAACAAGGCUCCAGGAAUUGAUAGAACAUCAAUUGAGAUGUUUCAACAAAGGAUGCAGUGCUUGAGGUGCUCACUGGUCUAUGCCAAGAAAUUUGGAAGGGAGCUACCCUGUCAACAGACUUCAAGAGACCCGCAUUUGUACCCAUCCAAAGAAAAGUGAUCCAACAGAAUAUGGAAAUUAUCGAACACUAUCAUUAACAUCUCACUCAAGUAAAAUUUUGCUGAAGAUGAUUAAAAAAACAAUUUAUAGCAAUACAUCAACAGGGAGCUGCAAGAAAUUCAAGCCAGAUGCAGGAGAGGACUUGGAAUGAGGGAUAUCAUUGCUGAUGUCAGAUGGAUCUUGGCUGAAAGCAGAGAAUACCAGAAAGAUGUUUACCUGUGUUUUAUUGACUAUGCAAAGGCAUUUGACUUGUGGAUCAUAACAAAUUGUGGGUAACAUUGCAAAGAAUGGGAAUUCCAAAACAUUUAAUUCAUUUUCAGAAAACAUUAGCAAGAGAGUAACAUCUUCAGUGUAAAAUAUAAAUGAAAGCUUGCUAAUUAGGAAAUAAAUUUAGAUGAAUAAAGAAGGAGAUGGUUGUCAUUUAAAUGAACAGCAGCAUCUAGAAAUCCUAUCAAGUUGUUGCCACCUGAUACUAUGUAAAUAAUAUUAGCUUGAAAAAAAAUGCUUUCAGAUAGCUCACGGCUUUAUUUUUGUAUAUAUAUCUCAGCUUAGUAUACUUUAACAAAUAUAUGGAUACACAUAAAUAUGGGCCUGGCUACAUAUUUCAAGUCCACAAAGCAAAUGUAUUACUUUCUCACAUAGUAACAAUAAAUGAAUAAUAAUGAAAUAAUUAAUUGGUUGAUUGAAUCAAAUGGCCGGAAACCUAUCUCUGAGGUAGACAGCAAGGUUAAAAAAUUUCUAAAAAUCAGAUUUCCUCAAAACUUAAAAGAUUUCAAAAUCUGCCUCUACCUUGUCAGUUGCUAACAUUGAAAUAUAUGAAUCAAUAGAACUUUGAUUGGCUACAUGGAUAAAAAAACAAAAAAAGAUGAAUUGCAAUCCAGAAAUUUUGGCUCAGAUUUUUCUGUAUUUAUUAUUUUGUCAAAUGGAGAGAGGUGAGCCUUAAUUGAAUAGGUUUUUCCUCUAAAGAUAUUGAAUCUAAUUCCUGAUUUAGGAUUUAUUAAAGAUCUACAUUCUACACUAAAAUUUUUAAUUUACUUCAGUACACAGUCAUCUAGUCACUGCCUCCUAAACAUAUAGAUUCAUUCUUUCCAUCCGCCUCUUCUCUUCCUUCUCUGAGUUCAUUGAUUUAUACUUAUUCCUAUGUUGAUUUCUAAUUGGUUGCCUUCUUUUUGCCAGAUAAUGGGUAUACAAAACCAAAUAAGAAACGUUUCUGCUUCCGACUCUUUCGGGGUAAUUGGUAAAUAAAUAAACAAACAAAUAAAAACUGCAUAAAACAUAUGAGGCAAUUGUUGUCAGGCACUGGACAAUAGACAGCAUUAAGAUUGUGAUGCCUGAAAAGGAAACUCAUGAGGUAAACUGCACAACCACCCUGACCCUCUGUUUAUUGUCUUCAAGAGUGGAUUCCUACCCAUGGCAACCCCUUGUGUGUCAGGUAGAACUUGUGCUGCAUAGAACUUUCAAGACUGUAACCUUUCGUAAGCAGAUCACCAGGCCUGUCUUCCAAGGUGCCACUGGGUAGGCUUAAACGGCCAACUUUUGGGCAUUAACCAUUUGGACCUGGGACUUGAAUUUCUGCCUGGAGAUAAUUAACUGCAGCACUGUGAGAGGAAGUCCAAGCAGAGAUGGUAGUCCCUCUGAGGAGGAAGAAGUUGGGGUUGGGGUAGCUGUAGCUGCUGGAAUCUGCAGCACAGUGAACUGAAGGAGGGAGCAGAGUGGGAGAGGAUGCAAAGGUGCUAUGGAUUUCAUACUUACCUAGGCAGUCCUCAUAAUUGUGCAAGCCUGUUCCUUGCAAUAAGUCUCUUAAGAAAUACAUAUCUGACUGCUCCCCUUUCUCUGGUGGAAUCCUGACUGAAAAAGGUAAAUAUAUGUAAAUUCAUUGAAAAAGGUGUGAAAGCAUAGAACAUUCUCUAGAAUAGACCAUGUAUUAGGUCAUAAAGCAAGCUUUAACAGAAUCCAAAACAUUGAAAUAUUACAGAGCAACUUCUCUGACCAUAAGGCCAUAAAAGUGGAAAUCAAUAACAGAAAAAGCAGGGAAAAGAAAUCAAACACUUGGGAACUGAACAAGACCCUGCUCAAAAAAGACUGGCUUAUAGAACACAUUAAGGAUGGAAUAAAGAAAUUCGUAGAAUCCAAUGAGAAUGAAAGCACUUCCUAUGAGAACCUUUGGGACACAGCAAAAGCAGUGCUCAGAGAUCAAUUUAUAUGAAUAAAUGCACAUAUCCAAAAAGAAGAAAGGACCAAAAUCAAAGAACUAUCCCUACGAUUUGAAUAAAUAGAAAGAGAGCAACAAAAGAAACCCUCAGGCACCAAAAGAAAGCAAAUAAUAAAAAUUAGAGCAGAAUUAAAUAGAAAUAGAAAACGGAAAAACAAUUGAAAGAGUUAACAAGACCAAAAGCUGGUUCUUUGAAAAAAUUAACAAAAUUGAUAAACCAUUGGCCAAACUGACAAAAGAAAACAGGAAAGGAAGCAAAUAGCCUGAAUAAGAAAUGAGAUGGGCGAUAUUGCAACAGACCCAACUGAAAUUAAAAGAAUCAUAUCAGAUUACUAUGAAAAACUGUACUCUAACAAAUUUGAAAACCGAGAAGAAAUGGAUGAAUUCCUAGAAACACACUACCUACCUAAAUUAACACAAGCAGACGUAAAACAACUA
This is a messenger RNA of Loxodonta africana (African savanna elephant), 14862 nucleotides long. RefSeq names its product transmembrane protein 168 (gene TMEM168). The record is from RefSeq and is a predicted model, not a curated record. The coding region runs from base 3571 to 4512 and encodes 313 amino acids. NCBI's taxonomy places the organism in Eukaryota, Metazoa, Chordata, Mammalia, Proboscidea, Elephantidae. The transcript is spliced from 4 exons.